Molecule: messenger RNA, 8419 nt
Organism: Acinonyx jubatus (cheetah)
Lineage: Eukaryota; Metazoa; Chordata; Mammalia; Carnivora; Felidae
Gene: ANTXR1
Product: ANTXR cell adhesion molecule 1
Exons: 13
Coding region: 397-1362 (321 amino acids)
Cellular component (GO): membrane
Molecular function (GO): signaling receptor activity
Source: RefSeq, a predicted model, not a curated record
GGCAAGGCAGUCUCCCAACCAAGAACAAUCUGAAAACCCACCCCAUAAUAUUUAAAAGCUGGGACAAAGAAGCGUCAGGACGAAGCUGCUUCCAUUGCAAAACGUCAGCGCAGCCUCCCGAGCGGUCCGCCGCCAGAGUCUGGAGCAGCCCCUUUAAAAAAGCGGAGUACAGUAUUGGGAUUUUUGAAAACUGAAACCUAGAAACAGAAUCGAAGCGGAAACCAGAAGGAAAGCCUUGAACUCCUCCAGACAAUUGCUUCCGGGGAGUUCCAGGAGCGCGAGGGGGAAUAAAGGGCCCGCGAGCAGGGCCCCUCGGAUGGCGCGUCCCUGAGGGUCCAGACGAAUUCGAGGCGCGUGGGAAGCAGAGGUCCCUACCCUCUCCCUGGGCUGCAGGUCAUGGCCACCGUGGAGCAGAAAGCCCUCGGCAUUGGCUUCAAGUGUCUCUCCUUGGCCACUUUUGUGCUCAUCUGCGCCGGGCAAGGGGGACGCAGGGAGGAAGGGGGUCCAGCCUGCUACGGGGGAUUUGACCUGUACUUCAUUUUGGACAAAUCAGGAAGUGUGCUGCACCACUGGAAUGAAAUCUAUUACUUUGUGGAACAGUUGGCUCAUAAAUUCAUCAGCCCACAGCUAAGAAUGUCUUUUAUUGUCUUCUCUACUCGAGGAACAACCCUAAUGAAGCUGACAGAAGACAGGGAACAGAUCCGUCAGGGCCUAGAAGAACUCCAGAAGGUCCUGCCGGGAGGAGACACUUACAUGCAUGAAGGAUUUGAAAGGGCCAGUGAGCAGAUUUAUUAUGAAAACAGUCAAGGAUACAGGACGGCCAGCGUCAUCAUUGCUUUGACGGAUGGGGAACUCCAUGAAGACCUCUUUUUCUAUUCAGAGAGGGAGGCUAACAGAUCCCGAGAUCUUGGUGCAAUUGUUUACUGUGUCGGUGUGAAGGAUUUCAAUGAAACACAGCUGGCCCGAAUUGCGGACAGUAAGGACCAUGUGUUUCCUGUAAAUGACGGCUUUCAGGCUCUGCAAGGCAUCAUCCACUCGAUUUUGAAGAAGUCCUGCAUCGAAAUUUUAGCAGCUGAACCAUCCACCAUAUGUGCUGGAGAAUCAUUCCAAGUGGUUGUGAGAGGAAACGGCUUCCGGCAUGCCCGAAACGUGGACAGGGUCCUCUGCAGCUUCAAGAUCAACGAGUCAGUCACGCUCAAUGAGAAGCCCUUCACUGUGGAAGAUACUUAUUUGCUGUGUCCAGCACCUAUCUUAAAAGAAGUUGGCAUGAAAGCAGCGCUUCAGGUCAGCAUGAACGAUGGUCUCUCUUUCAUCUCCAGUUCUGUCAUCAUCACCACCACACGCUGUGUGGACAAGAACUAGCAGGCAUGCACUGAAGCCAGACAAAAUAAAAAUGAGUCAUCUCAUAAAUGAGCAGGAGAUCCGGCCUCCGGAUGGACAGUCUUCCCUCCCAACUUGCCCCUCUGCCCGCCUCCCACAACAUACAUUUCCAUCCUGUGUUAGGAGCAAACCAGUUUUCUUAAAAGCAGGCUAAGCCAGUGCAAAGGGUAUGGAAAAUGGAAAAGUUUUACUUUUCUUUUUUAAUGUUUUAUUUACUUUUGAGAGAACACAAGUGAGGGAGGGACAGAGAGAGAGGGGCAGAGGAUCUGAAGUGGGUUCUGUGCUGACAGCAGCAAGCCUGAUGUGGGGCUUAAACUCAUGAACUAUGAGACCAUGACCUGAGCUGAAGUCAAACACUCAACCAGCUGAGCCACCCAGGUGCCCCAAUGGAAAAGUUUUACUGGACCAAAGUAAGAAAUUAGGGUUGUCACAGAAAAGUGUCACCACUGAGAAAUGUCUGAGUCUCAGACACCCCUCAGUGGAACAUCAAAUCUGGAAACCAAAUAUGAAAACUUUCUGGAGAAGCAGUGAAAUUUCAAGUGUACCCGCCUGCUUCUUUUAAAAAUUGACCCUUCUGGAACUUGCCAACCUGCAGGAAAUGAUUAAAAUACCCCAAACCUAACAACUCCAUUCCAGAUUCCUCCCUGCUUUGGAGUGAUCCAGCAGUUUGGGCCUGCAUUUCUCAUUAUGUCUGACCAUACCACAGAGAAACAGCCAUGCCCUUAAGGCCACAAGGGCAUGAGGAGGCGGAAGGGAAACAUCUCAGGACCAAACUUGUGGUAUGGCAGAUAUAGGACUAUGACUGAUGGCUUAAGCCCUGGGCCUGUAAGCCAAGAAGAAAGGGUGUCCUCUAAUGUACUGAAAAAUGAAAAGAGCUCAGAGCCAAGUCCCCUCUACCUUCCCAUCCCACUCCAGCCUUCAUUUACAUCUUAUAUCUCCCUUACCUGAGUGCUCAUCGCUCAGUUUUCUGCUCAGUUGACCCGUGAUAAACACCACCCCAUCACAUCUUAUGUGCUAUUGCCCUUCUCACAUGAAAAUGCUAUAUGUCUACAACAAAAUUAUGAACACCCUAAGAUUUGAGAUCCAGGACCAUUCAUUCAUUUAUUCAACAAAUAUUCAUUGAUCAUGUAUAACAUGCCAGGCACUGUCCUGCGUAUCUAAGUUGACUUUCACUGUCAAUUAGUUGUGUGGCCUUGACCAAGUGAUUUAGCCCCUUUGUGCAUCAAUUCCCUAAUCUGUAAAAUUGGAAUAAUACUACUUUAUCACUCUUAGCAGCAUCAUGAAUAUUAAAUGAAAUGAAUGCAGAAGGCCUGGCUCGUAGUAAGUGCUUAAUAAAUGUUAGCUGCUGUUCUAGUGGAAGCUGAGUUAAAAUUAUUGAACUCUUUUGGAAAUUCUCUCCAGAGAGUUGGCUCCCACUUCAGAGUCCCAUAAUAAUAAAGGAACUCUUCUUAGAUAAGAUGGAUCCCUAGGGGUAUAUGUCUGUUACUCAGCCAAGUGCAGGUGAUUGAAAGGAGUUAGGCAAGAUGGUCAAAAUCAUCCAGAGAAGGAAAUGGACCUAUAUUCAAACAUAAAACCCCCAUCCCCAGCAGGACCCUACACAGAAGCUCCAAUUAAAAAGACUGAAGCCACCUCUGGGCAAAACAGAGAUGCAGGUGGAACGUGUGGUCAUCCAGAAUAUGAAGUAAGGUCUUGGACUUGACGUUUGUUUCUUCAGCAGCUGGUUUGGAGGACAAGGUUUUUAGAUCAGAAGUGAUCCCCUGAGUCUGAGUAAAGGGUUAGUCCUGUCUGUGCCAGUCACAGCCUGCCCAGCCCAUCACCUGGAACCAAAAAUAAUUCUAAAAUAUGUAGUUGAGUCUUUUCUUUUCUCGCUUUAUUUGGUGCCCAUUUGGAUAACCAUGCCACAGUUUUCAAGAUCCACAAUGAAUAACUGUUGCCCCUGCCAGGAGCAGAAAUUCCAUGAAGUUUUACAGGAAAGAGUUUUUUCCAUCCAAGAGCUAAAAGAUUCCUAUACAAAUGGUAAACUUUACUGAGCUCCGGGACUCUAGAAAAUGGUUUAACAUCCAAAGUCCUCUUUCACCAGCAUAUGUGAAUACAUCCCCUUUCUUCCCCAACCUCUAGCAGUUGGGAGGGGAGGAUCACUACUAUGGUGCUGCUUUAGGAGAAAUAGUUAAAAGAAGUUUGUCCUUUUUAGAGCAGAGCAAGCAAAUGUUAGCCCCUUAAAGAAGUGUUCAUUAAAGAUUGUCCUCAUUUAGAUAAAUGCCUUCAAAUUUGAUGAUUUCCCAACCAAAGUGUAUAAAAAUCAGAAUCAUUCAACAAGUAUUUCUUGACUUCCUACUGUGUCAUCAGUGUUCCAUUUACUUUUACAACAUUGCUACUCUUAAGGAGCUUAAAAUCCAAUUGGAGAAAGGAGCCCAACAAACACGUAAAAGAACAUGUGAAUAAAGAACAAAAUUGUGUGAGCCAGGUGUAAAUGCAAUAGAAUUUCAGAGCGGGGAACAAGGAGUGAAUUCAGGAAGAGACACAAGGGCUUCACGGAGGAGACAACCCAAGUGGGGACUUGAAAAUGCUAAUUUCAGUUUGUGAAGGUGGGAAAAGGCCAUCCACUAAACAGAAUCCAAUCUGAGCAAGGACUAGAUAUGUCUAUGAGCACAGUUUGUUUGUGGUCCCUCUAGGGACCAUUAACUCUUUUUCUCUUUUUCUCUCAUUUUGUAUCAGUUUCUGGUGCCUUCUGAUUUGGGGCCGUUUCUCAGGUUGGCAACCAUUUUCCCGGGAUGCCCUAGUUCACACAGUAUGUACAAUGAGGCCCAGCUGAUGCUCCUCCCUAUUAACUAUGAUCAGGCUUUGACUUGUGUUGGUUUCCAGUGUAUUAGAGCAUCACCAUCUUUGAAGAAAGGAAAGAGACAGAACAUAAAGUUCUAAAAUCAACACUAAAUCAGCCGAGAACCCUGCCUUUUCCCCCACUAACUUAUAUGGAAAACAGCCUGGCUUCAAGGGGCAGCAAGGUUGAGCAAAUUUGAGAGGACCCAUGUCAAGUCACUGUUCAGAGAAAUUCUUUUCGAAUGAAAAUUAAAAUGCCACCUAUUCAGCCUUGAGAGAUCACAACCAGAACAACUGCUUUGUAAUUGUAGCACAAUGGAGGAAUAAAGAAUACAGGAUAUUGAGUCAAAGUCCUAAUUUCGAAUCCCAGCCCCUCCACCUUGUAGGGUGAUCUUGGGCACAUUUGCCUGAGCUUGUCUCUGAGCCUGUCUGGCAUGGUUGUUGCAAAGAUUAAAGGCAAAGUGUAUAAGGGGCUUAAGGUACCUGGUAAUAAGUCAAAGAAUGACAGUCGUUUACUAGUUUAUUGAGAUUGUCUUUAUUUGCCAAGUAAAAGUCUAAUGGCCUGUCUCAUUGAAAGAUUUGCUGCUCAUGCCCUGCAGAAUAUAAACAGGCAAUGUUUCCCUGAUGAAAAGUUAUGAUUCCUUUUGGGUCUAUGAUAAGCGUGUAAUCUAGGAAGAGGCUAGGGAAAACUUUGAAGAUGUUGCCUGCAGGCUAACUAGGGGAAACACCAGUAAAUUAGAUCUGGUGGUAAGUCAAAUAGGAUUAGGUUGCAGUCUCUUCACCAUUUUUGAAAAAAGAUUUUCUCAGUAAAUGAAUCAUGUAAAUAGUAACAUAAGGGGAAUGUUUAGAGCAUUUCAAAGAAUGAAUUGAAACAACUAUUUCAUAAGGUUUAUUCAUUAUUACCAAGUAAAAACUAUUAUCAUUUAAAAUGUUCUAUCACGCCGAGCAUGUUGGGGGGCAUUUUAUCAGAGGAGGUAACAUUUCAUGCAGAAGAGAAACACAGCUUCAAGAGGCAUUUCACAACAGACUGAAACUUCCAGUGUUCUCCGAAAUAGCCCCAACUCACCAUGGUUUGGGAGUAUGGUUUGGUUUCUAUGAGGAUGAACAGGAUAUUAACUUAUUUCCCAAGGAUUUUUUGAACCAUUUUAUCCUUCAUAUUUUCAUGAAUUCACACUUUUCUUUCUGAAGCUAGUAGUAUUUUUCUACUUAUAUUUGUUUGAAAGAGAGAGACAUCAACAAUGCACAGGAGGGCCCCCACCCAUGACAAAAAAUUAUCUUGUCCAAAAUGUCAAUCUAAAGAAUCAGAAUUUCUUGGAGAGAGCCCAGGAUUCUGCAUUCUUUUUUUUUUAAGUUUAUUUAUUUAUUUUGUAAGAGAGGGAGCAAGAGAGAGCAUGAGCAGGGGAGGGACAGAGAGAGAGGGAGAGAGGAUUCCAAGCAGGCCCUGCACUGCUAACGCAGACUCCAACGCAGGGCUUGAUCUCACAAACUGUGAGAUCAUGACCUAAGCCAAAAUCAAGAGUCAAACACUUAAGCAACUGAGCCACCCAGGCGCCCCCAGGAUUCUGCAUUCUAAUAAGCUUGCCAGGUAAAUCUUGAACACACAGGACUCUUACAUUAUACUUACCUGACACUAAUUGUCCUCCAAAGUUUAAAAAAAUCAUUAAAAUCUAUUUAAGAAAAAUGAUUUAUUCUCUUGAUUCACUCCCAAUCCCAUUCAUUUAAGAAUCCCAAGAUUUUAAAAUCAGACCCUCUGUUUUAUGUUGCUUCUUUUGGACAAUAUUUUCUGGUAUAAAAAUAGGAAUUUGCUGAAAAGGAUAAUUUUAGCUCAAUGUGACCAGUCUAGGAUCUUCUCCCUUUUGGGUUGCCAGGCACAGACUAUAAAACUUUGUCUCCAAAUGCCCCUUUCCCAUGUUCCAAGUCUUCCCUUUGUUUCCACCUCUCACACUAAGGCUUAGGGAGCCACAGACUUGGCUUCUUAUUUCAGGAAGAGAGAACCCAGUUAGCCUCAGUAUUGUUUUUAACACUGAAUGGCUCCCAAUGUCUCACGAGAAAGUGGGCCUCCAACUGCCAAACAGAGAUAGAUUAUAAGUUUGGAAACAAGUGAAGACUUGAAGUAAAACAAACAAAACAAACAAAAAACUCACAGACAUUGGAAAGAAUAAUUGUCUCCCAUGCACAGCAUAGCACAUGUGCUUCUUGAGGAAAAAAAGCAAAGAUUGUGUCUUGUUUGCCAUUGCAACCCAGCACCUGGCACAAUGCCUGCACAUAGUAUUCAGCAGAUAGUUGAUGGUUGAAUGAAUGAAUGGACUCAAUCAAGGGUCAUACUGAGAUCAUGAUGGUACCUGAUGGUAGGAGAGAAAGGGAGCCAGAACACAGCAGUAUUAGAACAGGGAGCACUGAGUUGGUUGAAAGAUAGUUCAACAAAGAGGAUGGCCAGCCAAGGAGCAUGGUGCAGGAUGCACAUCCAAGGAGCAUGGGGAGCUUGAGCAUGAUUUAAGAGGGACAAAUCUAUCAGCUGAGAAACUACAACCAGUGAUUCCAGACAGGGCAAUAGUCAAAGACCUCCUCAGAACAGCACCAGCUCCACUAGGAGCAGACUCUUGUCAGGGUGCACAGACCUGGAGAAGGGGUCUAGAAAUAGCCUUUUCAACUGGAUCAAGAUUCAGGCAGGCCUCCAAUGCAUGAAGGUGUAUAGCACCAGGCUGGAAGCAAGGCAGAAACAUAGAGACUGAUACAGAAUCUAGGUAGCUACAUUUUUUUAAUUAUUAUUUUGUUUUUUAUUUUUUAAAAUUUACAUCCAAAUUAGUUAGCACAUAGUGAAACAAUGAUUUCAGAACUAGAUUCCUUAAUGCCCCUUACCCAUUUAGCCCAUCCCCCCUCCCACAACCCCUCCAGUAACCAACUGUUUGUUCUCCAUAUUUAUGAGUCUCUUCUGUUUUGUCCCCCUCCCUGUUUUUGUAUUAUUUUUGUUUCCCUUCCCUUAUGUUCAUCUAUUUUGUCUCUUAAAGUCCUCAUAUGAGUGAAGUCAUAUGAUUUUUGUCUUUCUCUGACUGACUGAUUUCACUGAGCAUAAUACCCUCCAGUUCCAUCCAUGUAGUUGCAAAUGGCAAGAUUUCAUUCUUUUUGAUUGCCGAGUAAUACUCCAUUGUAUAUAUAUACCACAUCUUCUUUAUCCAUUCAUCCUCGAUGGACAUUUGGGCUCUUUCCAUACUUUGGCUAUUGUUGAUAGUGCUGCUAUAGACAUGGGGGUGCAUGUGUCCCUUCGAAACAGCACACCUUUAUCCUGUGGAUAAAUACCUAGUAGUGAAAUUGCUGGGUCAUAGGGUAGUUCUAUUUUUAGUUUUUUGAGGAACAUCCAUACUGUCUUCCAGAGUGGCUGCACCAGCUUGCAUUCCCACCAACAAUGCAAAAGAGAUCCUCUUUCUCUGCAUCCUCGCCAACAUCUGUUGUUGCCUGAGUUGUUAAUGUUAGCCAUUCUGACAGGUGUAAGGUGGUAUCUCAUUGUGGUUUUGAUUUGUAUUUCCCUGAUGAUGAGUGAAGUUGAGCAUUUUUUCAUGUGUUGGUUGGCCAUCUGGAUGUCUUCCUUGGAGAAGUGUCUAUUCAUGUCUUUUGCCCAUUUCUUCACUGGAUUUGUUUUUUUGGGUGUUGAGUUUGAUAAGUUCUUUAUAGAUUUUGGAUACUAACCCUUUAUCUGAUAUGUCAUUUGCAAAUAUCUUCUCCCAUUCUGUCGAUUGCCUUUUAGUUUUGCUGAUUGUUUCCUUCACUGUGCAGAAGCUUUUUAUUUUGAUGAGGUCCCAGUAUAGGUAACUACAUUUGUUAAGUCCAAGGAACACAAAGAUAUGAAACAUGGGAAAUAGACAAGUCUGGAAGGAAUCGCAAUUUAAUGUGAUAAGUUCUCUAAUAGACAAUUUAGCAAUGAAGUAGAGUGUCUAGGAAAUCCACAAACAGAAGAGAUAAUAAGUGAACUCAGUCAGGAGAGAGUAGGCAUGGGCAAAGGCAUGCUUUGGGCCACCAUGGCUGUGAUUGGUUGGGAUGGGGUAUUAGAAGAACAGGUCAGAGAUGAAACAACUGGGCCCAGUUGGAAAGGCCUUCCUUAUCUGCCAUAGUUUGGAGUUUCUUUAAUAUUUAAUUUAAACAUUAUAUGUGAUGCAGUUUUCAUGUUAAUUUCCAGUCUUUCCUAAUUCAAGAAAUAAAAACCUCUUAUCUUCAGAAAAAAAAAAAA